Messenger RNA from Dermatophagoides pteronyssinus (European house dust mite), 898 nucleotides. RefSeq lists its product as uncharacterized. The record is from RefSeq and is a predicted model, not a curated record. NCBI's taxonomy places the organism in Eukaryota, Metazoa, Arthropoda, Arachnida, Sarcoptiformes, Pyroglyphidae.
UCGAAUUUUUGUUGAUUUUUUUAUAAUUUUACAAUUUAUAACUUUUCAAUUUGACCAUUUUUGUAAAAAAAUUUUUACAAUUACAAAUCAUGUUUGGCUAUGGAUUUUCUAAUCGAGAUUUUCGACCACAAGAUUAUGGAAUAGUAUUUUUUCUAUCAUUUCUCGGUGCAUUUAUUUUAGUAUUUAUCACUAGUUUUAUGUUUGGUAUGAGAGAUUUUAGAAUAUUUUUCAAAUGUAUAUUAAAAAAUCCAAGAUUAUUUUUCUUCAUUUUCAGACGUCUGCGUUUAUUGUUUAAUCAUAAAAUUCAAUUUCAUAUUGUCCGGAAAUUAAUGCCCGGAAAACGAAUCGAUGAAUUCCGUCCAUCAAUCGAACAAGUCAAACGAAAUGUUAUUGGUUUUGAAAUCUAUAAAGAAAUAUUGGAAAAUGGUCGUCAUACAAUACUAUUAUGUUUAAUUGAAUUACGUUUACUUUAUCUAAGACGUAGAUUUGAAAAAGAAAAUAUUGGAUUUUCUACUUUAAAUCGUUAUGGUCGUGAAAAACGUGUUAAAGAUCUAGUAAAAGAUAUUAUUAAUCGUUUUGGUCAUUCAGUUGGUCGUGGACAACCAAAUAUAGAACAUUUAACACGUGCACAACAAUUAGAUCCAAAAUUGGAACAAAAAAUGGUUUAUAUAUUAUCACAGCCUGGUAUUGAAGCAAAAUAUUUACAAACUGGUUUUAAUUGGGGUAGAAAAUUAAUUCUUCGAAUUAAAAAACAAAUGAAUCGUCCAAAUGUUCAAUAAUUCAAUCAAAAAAAACCCCUAUAUAAACUCAACUUUUUUUUACAAACCAAAAAAUUCUUAUUUUCUUUUAUGAUUUUAUUGUUUGACGACGAAAAUAAUGGAAUCAACAAAACCGACAA